Messenger RNA from Acytostelium subglobosum LB1, 3657 nucleotides. RefSeq lists its product as hypothetical. Gene Ontology annotation, molecular function: phosphatidylinositol-4-phosphate phosphatase activity. Gene Ontology annotation, cellular component: endoplasmic reticulum. Gene Ontology annotation, biological process: phosphatidylinositol dephosphorylation. Lineage: Eukaryota; Evosea; Eumycetozoa; Acytosteliales; Acytosteliaceae. The record is from RefSeq and is a predicted model, not a curated record. Bases 1 to 3657 code for a protein of 1218 amino acids. The transcript has 3 exons.
AUGACAGCCAAGGAUAAAGCGAAUGUUACAGGAUCAAUUAGAUCACAGGUCAGGAUAUUUGGAUGUCUAGGUAUCAUCAAUCUAUUGUCUGGUCCACACUUAUUGUGUAUCACCGAGAAGACUGACGUUGGUUGCAUCAGAGGCAAGCAUCAGUCCAUUCACAAAGUGUCCAAAACACAAAUAUUCCCAAUACUACGCGAACCUGUACCAUUGAGUGAAGAAGAGAAAAAGGAGGAGAGGACUUAUAUUACUGUACUCAGUGAUAUGUUGGAAUCAUUUGACUUCUACUUCUCUUAUGACUUUGAUGUUACACACUCUGAACAACGUGUCUCUGACAUUGAGAAUGAUCCUCACCUGUCCACAUUGCCACUUUGGAAACGAGCCGACGAAAGAUUCUUCUGGAAUCGACAUCUCCAACAAAUAUUCAUCAAGAAUGAGUUCCAUCCCUUCAUUCUACCCAUAAUGGAUGGUUUUAUCAAGAUAUUGAAAUGUGAGAUCAACUCGAAUCACUUCAAUUAUAUAUUUAUUUCGAGGAGGAGUUGCAAGAGAACAGGUGCGAGGUAUCAUAUUAGAGGAGCGGAUCCACAUGGUAAUGUGGCCAACUUUGUAGAGACGGAACAGAUCAUUGCCUUUGGCAAUGUGUUGACAUCCUUCGUUCAGACCAGAGGCUCAAUCCCCCUGAUCUGGCAGCAGAAGGGCAAGGGCAUGAAGCCCCGCCCUGUGGUCGUCAACAGUCCGCUGAUAGAGGAGGCGUUUAAGGCACACUUGAACGAGCUGAUCUCGCUCUACGGCCCACAGGUGCUUGUAUCAUUAAUUGAUCAGAAUGGCGGCGAGAUGGCCAUUGGCGACGCGUUUGAAACACACGCCUACCUGCUCUUUGACAAGAGUCGAGUGGAGUACCACGCCUUUGACUUCCACGAGAAGUGCAAGAAUAACAAGUACGAGAACCUUGGCGAGCUGCUCGAUAAGGUCAAGCCGCGUUUCGACUCCUUUGGCUACCUCUUCAAGAGCACGGCGGGCACGCCCACCAUGCUCCAGUCGGGCUCGUUCCGAACCAACUGCAUCGACUGUCUCGACCGCACCAACGUCGUCCAGAGCGUACUGGCGCGCUACAUCCUGCACAGCCAGCUGACGCGCAUGGGCAUCAUCUCGUCGGCUGAGCGCAUCGAGUCGCACACCACCUUUGACCACCAGUUCAAGAACGUCUGGGCCGACAAUGCAGAUAUUAUGAGCGAACAGUACACAGGCACCGUCGCGCUAAAGACCGACUUUACGCGCACAGGCAAGCGAAGUGUCAAGGGCACGAUGACCGACGGUGUCAACUCGGUGCGUCGAUACAUCAACAAGAACUUCAAGGACGACGACAAGCAGCUGGCCAUAGAUCUCUACCUUGGCAAGUUCACCGUGGAGAAGUGGAUAUCCGAGCUGUCCUCGUCAGACUGUGGCGAGUAUGACGUGCAGCUUCUGGUCGAUGGUGAUGAGUACCGUGGAGUUCAUUCAGUUCUCAAGAUCAGCUCGUCGUCACAGUGCAUCGUCUCGUCGACCAAGGCCAGUGGACGUCGCAAGGAGUAUCCAUUCGACUCUAUUACCCUCGUCGAAAAGGGCAAGCUCAAUCACUGUUUGCUUGGCAUCUAUGACAUUGACAACCCAACUCCCGACAUGUUUGUGUUCCCCUCGUCACUCGAGAGGGAGAGAUUCAUGCAAGAUCUGUACAAGCAAGCCCUCAAGAACUGUUAUGUUCCAAUCAAUCCAAUGGGACCCGAUGGAGAUAUGGUCACUCAAUCAAUGCUCUCACCCCCAAUGACCUCUGUCCAAACACAGAAAUCUGCCGAAGACAUCGAUUCAACAGGUGAAGAUGGUGCAGUCGAGCUCAGCCCUAUCACCUCCCCAUCAUCAACAACAGCACAACAACAGAGGAACACUGAUGAAGCUCAUAGAUUGAAGUUGCUAGAGUUGUUUGAUUGUUUCGUUGGCUCAUGGAACAUGGAGAACUUCAACAUCAACACUGCAUCGCUGUCCGAAUGGAUCCCUCGCAACAAAGAUCUGUACUCAAUCUCUGCUCAACGAUUCACAAGUGACAGACCAUCACCUGGUUACGUCAUGAACUACAAGCAGUACUUCUUCUAUCUCAUCAGACAGUACCUGGGCGCACAGUACAUAGUUGUGGCAUCGGCCGUGACGGAGAAUACAGCCGCCAUCGUACUCGUUCGCAAAUCAUUAUCGACCAGUGUAAACAACAUCGUCGUCAGCUACCUACUCAAGCGUCCAUCACACAAGAGGUCCUUGACUUCUUCGCCAACAUCUCUUACAAACAGCAGCGGCAGUGGCUCCACCUCACCCAUGAUCCCAGUGUCAGAGAGUGGCAGCAACAGUAAUAGCAGCAGUGCCGUCAGCAAGGCUGCCAGUGGUCUACAGACAGUGACCAACUUCUUUAGGUUUGGCAAGCUCAAGGAGACUAGCGCCAAACCUGCCGAACUCUUUAAAGAGUACAAGAACAAGGACACACAAUUUGGAACAUCGAUCUCUUUCCAACUGCGCGAGACAUCAUUGUGCUUUGCCAACUAUUGCAACUAUGCCAAUGGAUCAGAGUCACCCAUGGAUGACAACAGCAUCGUCCACAUCAAGAACAGACAGUACCUCAAUGGUUCCAGUCGCUAUACCUUCUGGACCGGUGACUAUGACUCACAGGCACUCUCCAACAAGCUUGGCUGGCAACCAAUAGUUGAUCUGGACGUCUACCAGAGGAACCGUGGCGUCGUCUUUUACAAGGCCCAUCCCAACGUUGACCCAAUCGCCAGUCAGGAGGAGGCGUUGGGCGACCACCAGGACUCAUCCUACCUGUACCCACCACUGUCAUCCACCAUCACUGUGCCCGUACUCGCCCCAUUCAGCUGGCUAUCUGUCGCCGACUUGCCAUGCUUCAUCUUUUUGAGCUCGUUGGUUGUGGAUAACUUUGAACUGCUUCCAAGCAACACAAAGAUGGACUGCUUCUUGGAGUUCAAUGCUUUCCAUUUGUUGACUACAAUGGAGACCACAGUGCGCACUGGAAACGCUCGAGCAACUAUUACUGCGCCAGUGACUUGGAAUGAGAAGGUGGAGCUACGUUCAUUCAUCGAUGACAAGGAAUACCUAAAGACUCAAUUCAUUCAGGUUGCCUUGGUCUCUAGAGAUAUGCUGGAGCAUACACUGAUUGGCAAGGGAGUCAUCCCUCUUCGUGACGCUUGUGGCAACGGUCCAUCAGAGUUCAGGAUCAGCCUAUGCUUCGAAGACGAGUUUGCCUGCACGCUGCAAGGAGAGAUACAGGUGUUUUCAAAGUUAGAGGUGGCGAGAAUCGUCGAGCAACAAGCAGCCACUCAACAGCCACCCCCUGUACCAACACGCAAUCAUCCUCUGCAUCAACAACAGACAACACCGCCAGGAGGCGUCCUUAACAAGCCCCUGCCACCAACACCAUCACCAAGCCAGCAAUCACCAAUGCAUUCGCCAGCGAUACUUAGCAACUCUCCCACCACUCUCAUGGUCAAUCCAACUCCAAUGGGCGAUGAUAGCUCACCAAACCAAGAUCAAUCACUAUUGGGCAAGCUUGCCAAGAACCUCUCUAUGGAUGAUCCACUGAAUUCACAGGAAGUCUUGUCUACAAAGGAUAAAGAUCAAUAA